Molecule: messenger RNA, 3267 nt
Organism: Poecilia latipinna (sailfin molly)
Lineage: Eukaryota; Metazoa; Chordata; Actinopteri; Cyprinodontiformes; Poeciliidae
Gene: txndc11
Product: thioredoxin domain containing 11
Exons: 13
Coding region: 229-2796 (855 amino acids)
Source: RefSeq, a predicted model, not a curated record
UUGUGGACUCUCCCUGACGCCGUUGUCGCGGAAGUAAAAAGUCUACGUGGGGAAGAAAGGUUGGACUGGCUGUGUUUGAAUACCUUAAACACUAACAACACCAAUGUCCAAUCCAGCUCCACUCUGUCCCUGGUCGAACCAGUCACCCUCCUACCCUGGGAGGCAAAUGAACGCGUUGAGCGGCAUCCGGGGAGUAUAAAUGGUGUGGAGAGCAGACCUGAGGCGGUAAUGCUGCGCCGGGUGCGGCAGUCUCUCCGGCAGGUGCUGUUACUGAUGGCCCGGAGACCAGACAUUCUCUGUGGGGCCAUCGUGCUCAGCGUCCUGCUCAUACUGGCGGUUAAGUUCACAUGCAGCCGCGCUAAGGAUGUGGUGGCGGCGGCGCGGCCUCCGGUCCGGUUCUUCUCUGCCGAUGCCCCAGUAGUGGACCUCUACCUGGGUCAACUAGACCAGGUGGAACGUCUCAAGAGCAUGGCUGAGGUGUCUUUUAUUUUCUUCUAUGCUCCUUGGUGUGCUCACUCCAUGGCUGCUCGACAGGAAGUGUCACAGGUUGCUAAGAAGCUGGCCAGACAGGUGCAGUUUGUGGCUGUUAACUGCUGGUGGAGUCAAGGGAAAUGCAGGAGGCAGAAACGUUUCUAUCACUACCCCAUCAUCCAUCUGUUCUACAGAAGGUUUGGGCCAAUCGAGUACAGAGGACCGUUUGUGGCUCCAUAUAUUGAAAGUUUUACCCUCAGAGUCAUCACACCACUGACUUACCUCCCGACCAGAGCGCACCUCGAAAACUUCCUGACCAAGCAUGAGUCUGGUGUGGUGGGUUUCUUCCAGUUCAAUUCCUCUCCACAGCCUCCAGGGUACAUCACCUACCUCUCCUCUGCCCUGCAGACCCUAAGGAGAGAUUUCCAUGGCGUUGUGCGGUUUGGAGUUGUGACCAGCAAACACGUGGCAGAGGCCGUCUCACUCAGAGAGGAUGAAACGGUUUACCUGCACAGAAGAUUCAACUCUUCUUUGAUUUUUCCAAGAAAGAAGCUAAACUUCACAUCGGAGGCCGUCUGUAAGUGGGUGUUUGAGCACUACGAGACAGUCGUCCAGUGGCUGGUGCCUCCGGGGACGAAGUCCCGCCUGCUGGAGGACGAGUUGACAAAAGGCCCUGCACUGCUUCUGUUUAUGCCUCAUGACCCCCUGAAGUCUGAGCCAAGUGCCAUACUACAACAGUUUGCAGACAUUGCUGUACGUUAUCACUCCUGCGAGCGCUCCAGCACAGACGACCGUCUCCCCUUCUACACCUCGCUGUGCUGCCGAUCCGUUCCCGUUCAGGAGUCCAGGACCAGCGCGUGCGAGGUCUGCCUCAGGCUGUCCGGGCCGAGCCUCCCCGUCUCCUUGGCUCCCUGCUCGUUUCCCUCCGCUUCGCGAGAAGGAGACCGAUUCGAGACUUAUCUGAACCGCUGCUGCCUUCACCAGCCACCCUCUCCCAUAUCCAUGAAAAGCGCGACCUCGCAGGGCUGCAGCCACUACGUGAGCAGCUACAGUCCCUUUACUCAGUUCAGUGCCUGCUGUAAAACAGUAGAACCUCAGCUUAAUCAAUCACAAGCCAAAGAAGAGCCAGGACUUCCUCCUCCUCUGUCUGUCCCUCCAUCCUCUGCUCCCAUCCAGGAGACAGAGAAUGACGGCAUCAUGGGGCUCCAUUGUCGGACUAACAGGACUCUCAGGUUUUACGUGCUGGACAUUGGCCUCAACUGGCCUCUGGCAGAGCGCCUUGGAGCGUUGAGCCAAAAAAACUCUUCUAUUCACAAAGGGGCUUCCACGGAGGGUGACGGCAACCGGGACUGUUCGUUUGUGGCCAUCGUCAACCUGAAGUACGAGGUUCAUUACGUCCUUCAGCACAACCCAGACGCCACGCUGACAGAGUCUCUAGAGAUGUUCAUCAGGAACUUCAGCUCACCGCACAGCCAUCUGCAGAGACAUUUGGUCGGAGAGGAUGACAGGAAGGAGGGCGGAGGUGGAGGUGGAGCCGAUCCUUCGGAGGAAGAGCAGCAGAAGCAGCGCCGCCUCAUCACCGAGUUGACCACUUCCUCCUUCGUGUCUUCCAUCAUGGACCAUCAAAAGGAUGUGCUGUUGUUCUACUACACUCAGUGGUGUGGCUUCUGCUCCGUUCUCAACCACGUCCUCAUCCAGUUGGCCCGACUGCUGCAGGGGAACCACACCAUCACCGUGGCAAGGGUGAAUGUGGCUCGUAACGACCUUCCCUGGGAGUUCAUGGUGGAUCACGUCCCUUCCAUCCUGCUGUUUCCCAGACACAGGAAGCACCUCAGUGUGAAAUAUCCCGCCAACCUUCCCAUCACCUUGCCAAACCUCCUCCGCUUCAUCCUGCAGCACUCUGACUCUCUGCGUCAGGCCAACGGGUCGUCCGCCGCCGCGCCAGGAUCCGGCUCCGGCUCCGGCUCCAGCGCCGUCCUCCAUGCCGAGUUCCUGGCCCUCCAGCACGAAGUCCAGGCCCUGCACCACGCCCGCCAGCGGCUCUCACAGCAGCUUGCACAACUGUGGCGCGAGAACCGCCAGCUAAAGUUCGACAUCCGUGGCAUCGAGCAGAGCCUGGAGAGGCAGAUGCAGGAGAAGAGCCGGCAGCUGGCCGAGGCGCUGAAGCGUCUGCAGGAGCUGGCGGACGCCUCGGAGACCCUGCUGAACGAGAACGUGCUGCUCAAAGUCCUGCUGAGGGCACUGAGGGACCAGACGGAGGCCGACGAGCAGGCCGAGGCAGACAGAGAGGAGGCGGGACAGGAAGACGGCCGCCGAGCUUCCUGAUGACAGAGCUGCGACUCAGGAGGAGGACAUGAAGGACAGACUGAAGGCGGAGGGAGUAAAAGCUGUGAUUAGACUUUAAAAAAGCGCAGAAAGAAGAGGAAUGUACGCUUCUACAAAUAGGAUGUCAUGUUAAACCUAAACUUUAAAAAAGGUUGUUGGUUUGUUGUUAACACUGAGAUUAACCUGGACUCUUUAAAAAAGAGAAGAGGAAAAGAUGGAAAGAUGAGGAGCAGGACGAGUUUUACAAAGUGCUUUGAAUUCAGCCACUCGUGGAAACACCAGUUCAUUUCUGAUAAAUCGUUCUCAGCCAAAUCCGUCAUUUUUUGAUUCCUGUACAAUUUAAAGCUGUAGUAGGUAACUUUUAUUUAAAACAAAAAAACAAAUGUCUUUUGUUUGCACAUUUGUUAAAACUUUCAACAUGUCAUGAAUUUAGUUUGAGUCAUAAAACCUGAGAAAAUCAGAAAAAACUGA